Molecule: messenger RNA, 1009 nt
Organism: Vespula pensylvanica (western yellowjacket)
Lineage: Eukaryota; Metazoa; Arthropoda; Insecta; Hymenoptera; Vespidae
Gene: Nacalpha
Product: nascent polypeptide-associated complex subunit alpha
Exons: 6
Coding region: 114-764 (216 amino acids)
Biological process (GO): protein targeting to membrane
Cellular component (GO): cytoplasm; nascent polypeptide-associated complex
Source: RefSeq, a predicted model, not a curated record
AAAAGUACAAAGAUGUGUCAGAAAGUAGCACAUGUGUGAACUGGCCUCAGUUUAUAUGGUAAAAAUAGUGCCCUACCGCCGAGGGACUAUCGUUUGAGCAGAGAUUAAGAAAAAUGCCUGAAUUAACCGAACUAGACAAAGCUGCCAGCUCCGAGCCCACAAAAAUUGAGGCUGCGAGAGUAGGAGUUGGAUCUGGAACUGAUUCCGAUUCAGACGAUACUAUUCCAGAAUUAGAAGAUGCCGGUGUCGGUGGCACAGCCGGUUUUCCAACUACAGCGGUUACUGGACUUCCCAUCGAUUUGGUCUCUAAAGCUAAACAAAGCCGUGGAGAGAAAAAAGCUAGAAAGCUUAUGAGCAAGUUAGGAUUGAAACCGGUACAAGGUGUCAAUAGGGUAACCAUUAGGAAAUCGAAGAACAUUUUGUUUGUUAUCAACAAGCCUGAUGUUUUGAAAAAUCCAGCUUCAGAUAUAUACAUUGUGUUUGGCGAAGCUAAGAUCGAAGAUUUGAGUCAACAAGCCCAAGUAGCGGCUGCUGAGAAAUUUAAGGAGCCACCUGUAAUUCCUGCGACCGAAGCCGGCGGUAGUACGACGGUCGUCGCUCCGAUACAAGAGGAAUCGGAAGAAGAAGUGGAUGACACGGAUGUCGAAGAAAAAGAUGUGGAUUUGGUGAUGUGCCAAGCUAAUGUCUCUAAAGGAAAAGCUAUUAAGGCUCUUAGAAAUAACAAAAAUGACAUUGUUAAUGCUAUUAUGGAAUUGACAAUGUGAUGAAGCUCUUUAGAAAUGGUUAUGCUAUGACGAAGCCUGUAUUUUGAAAUCACUAUUGGAUCAUCUAUGCAUCAUCGGAAACUCAUCAUUUCUUUCUUUUUCUCAUCGCAUUGCAAGAAACCACAUAAUUCCGUAAGACGAAGCCCAAAAUAGAGAUAAUCCUGGCAAUCUCUCGGGAAUCUAAAUUUACGUGUAUGUACAUAAUUCAUACGGAGUAAACAAAUAAAUACAUUAAGGACACAGUA